Molecule: messenger RNA, 4984 nt
Organism: Ictalurus punctatus (channel catfish)
Lineage: Eukaryota; Metazoa; Chordata; Actinopteri; Siluriformes; Ictaluridae
Gene: chkb
Product: choline kinase beta
Exons: 11
Coding region: 400-1620 (406 amino acids)
Biological process (GO): CDP-choline pathway; phosphatidylethanolamine biosynthetic process
Cellular component (GO): cytoplasm
Molecular function (GO): choline kinase activity; ethanolamine kinase activity
Source: RefSeq, a predicted model, not a curated record
GAAACCACUGUAGGACGGAGAUGACGUCGCGUCGCGCGUUCCCUACGUACAGCAACGCGUUGGUGUUUUUACGCAGCUUCACUAGCGGUUCUUUACAAAGCCGGUUUGAGUUAGAUCUUUGAACAGGAAUAAUAUUAAUACUACUACUAAUAAUAAUUAGGCGGUUUGAUAUAUAAAUAUAUUGUGACGUAACGGUUUACCGACUGGUUAACUCACUGGAUUAUUAUCUGUCACACGGCUACCAUAGCAACUCCUACUGGAUCCAGGUGAACUCUGCUUCUUUACGUGAAGCUCUGUAAUAGUACACUUGGGUGACCCUGAGCGACAUUUUGCUCACUUUAGCGGUAUUUAUUAGCGCAGUUGAGGCUUUUCACGCUUGCUCGGGUUCCACCGGAUAUCAUGCAGGCCGGACAAAGAGUUACCGCACACGGUGCGGGAUCCGCUGUGAACGGUGCGGGAUCCGCUGUGAACGGUGCGGUGGAAAACCCUGUCAUUAGAGAGCUGAUGGACGCGAACGGGGAUGAGGACUCCGAGGCGGAAUCGUACCAGGACGGGAGGACCGAGGACGUAGACCGGGAAACCCGGAGCCGAGCUUUCACGUGGUGUCAGAACUUUCUGUCCGGUGCGUGGAAGACCAUCACUCUGGAGGACUUUGAUAUCAGCAUCGUAAGUGGUGGUCUCAGUAACCUCCUCUACAAAUGCAGCUUACCCGAUAAUGUGAAUCCCAUAGGGGCCGAACCUGCAUGUGUGCUGCUGCGCAUCUAUGGGGUCAUUUUACAGGGAGUGGACUCCUUGGUGACCGAGAGUGUGAUGUUUGCCAUUCUAGCAGAGCGAGAGUUGGGUCCUCGUCUCUACGGCAUCUUCCCAGAGGGACGUUUAGAAGAGUAUCUUCCUAGUAAUCGCCUGUGCACCGAGCACCUGCAACAACCAGACAUCUCGGCUGAAAUAGCCAGUAAGAUGGCCCGUUUCCACCGUAUGGUUAUGCCAUUCGGUAAGGAGCCCAAAUGGCUUUUUGUGACCAUGGAGAGGUAUAUGGAGCAAAUCAGCCAUAUUAGAUUUGUGCGCAAAGCUCAUAUCAAGAAGUUCAACAAGCUGAUGAAGUACGAUCUUUCUGCGGAGCUGGCAAAUCUGAGAGCACUACUGGAAAAGACUCCUUCACCUGUGGUCUUCUGUCACAAUGAUGUACAAGAAGGAAAUGUUCUGCGGUUGGACGGCCGAGAUCAGGGUUCCUCUGAUAAACUGAUGCUUAUCGACUUUGAGUACAGCAGCUAUAAUUACAGGGGUUUUGACUUCGGGAAUCAUUUCUGUGAGUGGAUGUAUGACUACACAUACGACAAGUGGCCUUUUUAUAAGGCAAACCUGGACAACUACCCAACCAGAGAACAGCAGCUGCACUUCUUCAGAAACUACUUGUCUGAGAGUGAAGGUGCUGUAUGUGAAGACCAAUCCAAGAUGGAGCAGAUGAUUGUCGAGGCAAACAGGUUUGCCCUUGCCUCUCAUUUCUUCUGGGGUCUGUGGUCCAUUAUUCAAGCCAGAAUUUCCACGAUUGAAUUCGGAUACAUGGAUUAUGCCCAGCACCGGUUUGAUACAUACUUCAAGAUGAAAAAGCUCUUUGCCUAAUCAACUGUUGGAGAAUGUUUCUGGAUGGAUCAGAACUCGGAUGAGCACGUCCUUCUUUCAUUCAUUCCCCCCCUCCAUUUACUAUUUUACUUUUGAAAUGGUAUAAAGACCGUGAGCAGAUCCAGCGACUAACAAGUGGUCAGUAAUUUCCUACUACAUAAUUUGCUUAACAUUCAUAUACUGUAAUUUUUCUCGAACUGUCUUGCUGGGUGCACAAAUGUCCAGUAUUACAGCAACAACCGCAGAUAUGGUGCAUCCUUUUAUCUAAUCUAAACCAAGCACUUAUGUAUAUGGUACAUAUCCUUAUUUAUUUUAAUUUACUGUAUUUUUUGUUGACUUUUGACAAUGAGGAACUUCCUGAAUCAUUACUGUGAACUGUGUGUGUCUGUGUGUGUACGUACAGUUAAGUGUGUACACAAACUGGCUCUCAUUACAUUUAUUUCUAUAUUUCACACAAUACUGCAAGCUUUGCCCAUCAUUUCUCGAUAUUCUCUUUGUGAACAAGAAUUAAGAAGCAUGAAGUUGUGCUUGUGCAUUAAUGUGUAUUCUGAGAUAAUAUAAGGACCAUACAGACAUUUCAGAUAGCAUGAACAUGCAUUAAAAUGGAUACAUACAUUAAGUGGUACAUUUUGUUUUAUCUUGUAGAUAAAACAAAAAAGAAAUCAUUUGAAUUGAAGAAAUUCUUGGCUUUUUGCCUCAAGUGACUGAGACUGUUAAAGCUUUAAUCAAUAAUGUGCAGAAAGUCUGGGGAGCAGGAGCGGUUACAGACCCGAGUUUAACCUACACAAAUAACAUUUCUGACUAUAGCCCAGUAUGCUCACACGCACAUAAAAUAAGAUGCAGUAUUCAAAUAAAUGUUUUUUUUUUGUUGUUUUUUUAAAAAUAGAUAUACAUAGAUAUACAACCCUUUUUUGAGGAGACAGAGUUAGAGCCAGGUAAGAAAUGAUCAAGAAUAGCGUGAAUAUUUUCUAAUGUUCUCACAACUAAGAGCACUUUUAUUGCUCAUGCCCACAACUCAGUAGUAGUAUUCCAGAAAAUAUUUUUGUGCCUUCUGUUUCCCUAAACUAUUUGAUGUUCAAAUAUGGCAUUUUUAGUCAUGGUGAUCCUUUAACAGGAUAAUUAACCCUAAAAUGAAAGUCCUGUUGUCAUUUAGUCACCUUUACAUCAUUCCAAAACACCAUAACUUUUUUUUUUUCUUCCAUUUUAAGAACAAUAAUUAAAGGGGUCAUGAUUGAUUGAUUUGUCAGUAUGGUUGGAGACCCAACGCAGGCUGAUGUUAGUUUUUGAAUUGGACUGUGCAUGGUAUGUUUAGAUUUAUAUAGAUAAAUAACUUUAAAUUAGUCUUGUUUUUCAUCCAAAUUGUUAGUAUUUAUUCCUACAGGAAACUUGUAAUCUACAACUCACUCUUAUACCUUUGUCCUCUUUUGAAGUUUGAAAGUUUUGGUCGCGGUUGCCUUUCAUUAUACAGACAAAAACCAUAGAGAACAUUUCUUCAAUUAUUUAAUUUUUGUUAAGGUUUGGAGAACUACAUUUGGGUGAGUAAAUAAUGACCCAGUUUUUAUUUUUGUGGGUGAGCUAUCCCUUUAACACGUUAAAAUAAAAAAAACGUAGGUAUCGCGGCGCAAAAACUUUUUUCCCGUUUCCUCUUCAUUAUAACUACCUCAGUUUGAGUGAAUGUGUGCGUCGUCUCCCCUUCCCUCUACUUUUUUUGAAGCAUAUCCAAUUGCCUAAGCUAAUGAGGAAGAAGAAUGUGGAGAGAGAAGUUGGGAGUAGUUUUUAAUUUAUGUUGGUCAUGAAUUUAUAAAGAGGACUGAUUACUGUGGUUUGUUUUACUUAAAUAUAUUUAUAUUCUUAUAAAAUAUAAAUAUAUUUAAUAUAUUAUAAUAUAAUAUAAUAUUCGUUAUUCUGUACAUUGACAUGACAUUACUAUAGCAGUUUUGUUUCAUUUUACAGUAGAGGGAGAGAGGCAGAGAAGUCUGAAGGAAGGAACAGAGAGACUGCCUAUGAAGCCUUAGGGAGACAACACAAAUGCAGAUAGAGAGGGAAAGAGAGGCAGUGUGAAGAAAGAGGAGAACGAGGCUGUAUGUGAAAUGCAGACAGCAGCCUCUCUUGAUUUGAGAGAUAAGGUCCCAAACAAUCUAAACUUUUAAUCAUAUUACCCACAUGCCCUGCCGAUACUUGUUGUGUGCUGUGGUUUGCUUACACGGCAUGUUUAUCAUUUCUGUUUAUUCAUCUUCAAUUCAACUCAAUUCUUAACAUUUAGGGAACCAAUUAAGUUUGUUAUACCAUGAGUGAGUAUUUAGUGAGGGUUUAGGAUAAUUAAAAAAAAAUUUUUUUUAAAGUCCCACAGUUCUAUAGCAAACCCCUGAAAGCUAAAGCAUUUGUAGCUGGUUUUGAGCAUUUUUGAUGCUUCAGUUGUAAUGAAAACUGUUUUGGUUAUUACAACGGUUUUUUAACUGCUCUUAAUUGUGGUACUGAGUGGGCUGCUAAGGGGCCUGCACUCAGAUUAACACCUGCAGGUUGGUACAUCACAUCUGGCAGUUUGUGUUUGUGUACCACAAUUGUUUGAACACUAACCUGAAAGACUGGAAGUAAAAUAUUGAAGUCAAGUAUUAUAAACAUUCAUGGAACUUAGUGGAUGAAUGGUGAAUACCUUUCAUACAUCUUUUUAUGUCUUUUUUUCCUUAAUUUGGCUAAAUGGCCAGUCUGCUUGCACUAUAUUUAUGAUUGAACAACAUGCUUUAUUGUAACUUACCAAGCUUGUGAUCAGACCUUAUCCAGUUUCUUAUUUACAGUGUCUGUAGCUAUAUGUUUAAUCUUUUUAUUUAUUUUAUUUUAUUUUUUAUUUUCGCAUGGUGCGAUUUAUUUAUUGAUCUAUCAGUCAUCCAAAGCAGAUCAGUACUGAAUCUGAACCAAAUCUAAAAUAUGAAAGCACUUAAUAAUCUGGACUCAAAUACGUCCAAAAUCGAGGCCACGAGAAUUUUGAUUAUCGUUAUUUCCGUCCUUUUAGUAUACCAGGUUUAGUGAUUUCCGAUGGAAGUUAAUGCAGAGAGGCUAAUAUGUACAAGUUUUAUAAAAUGCAAAGAAUUCUCUAUACCCUGGGAGCAAUUUCAUACUGCGUGUUAGUGAUAGUUAAGCCCUACUCAUUUCGUGCAUCCCUUUUCUUACUUUCCAUCAUUACAGCUACUAAUUAUUUUAAUACCUCUCAUUUAUUGCAGCCUUUAAACGACCAUAACGGUAUUGAGCUGGGUCCAGUUUUCACUUAUGUAUUAUUUGUGUCUGUGAAAAUAUUUACUUAUUUGCCUUUUAUAGGACACAGCAGCCAUUGAACCUCUUACUACAAAUAAAAAUAUUUGAAAUCUAA